Messenger RNA from Colletotrichum godetiae, 558 nucleotides. RefSeq lists its product as uncharacterized. The coding region runs from base 1 to 558 and encodes 185 amino acids. The transcript has a single exon. The record is from RefSeq and is a predicted model, not a curated record. NCBI's taxonomy places the organism in Eukaryota, Fungi, Ascomycota, Sordariomycetes, Glomerellales, Glomerellaceae.
AUGCGAACUCUUAGUAGAAAAGAUGGAGCGGAGUUCGACAUCACGUUCGAGUUGUCCGCGCCCGACCUUCUUUACGGUGGUCUUGGUAUCUUCCAGGCCGGCAAUUAUUCGACACAUGACUGGGUCAUGCCUGCGGGAAGAACGAACGGAUGGAUAUCUCUCAGUAGAUUCAACCUUACCAUUGGCUCGGAGAAGUCUCUGACCUGGUAUGACAGGCAAUGGGGACAAGUACCUCAAUCGUGGACCUGGUUCCGGUUACAUGUUCCCAACGAGGAAUCAGGAUGCCCAGAUAAUCUCUAUUCGAUCUUAGUGUGGGACGAUACCCCGGACGGUACGGGCGCAUUCGCAACCGUAAAACUCGGUGCUUCGACACAGACCAUUCCUGUUCAGACCAUGGUCCCCGGACACAGAAACUGGACUUCACCCUAUACCGGGUAUACGUACUCCAUGGAUUGGUAUGUGAAGUUGGCCGAUGGUAAGGAUCUUGACAUAUCCACCAUUAUUAGAGACGACCAAGAGCUGCACAGUGAUGGCGGUGGCGCUUUUGCAACUUACUAG